Orussus abietinus is the source of this 962-nucleotide messenger RNA. RefSeq names its product 40S ribosomal protein S6 (gene RpS6). Gene Ontology annotation, cellular component: ribosome. The record is from RefSeq and is a predicted model, not a curated record. Lineage: Eukaryota; Metazoa; Arthropoda; Insecta; Hymenoptera; Orussidae. The coding region runs from base 142 to 900 and encodes 252 amino acids. Gene Ontology annotation, biological process: translation. Gene Ontology annotation, molecular function: structural constituent of ribosome. The transcript has 5 exons.
UGGCGUCAUACGCGGACGAUGGUGGUAGUAUGGCAAAAGUGAUUCCACCUUUCGCUCAAAAACUACCUUCUAGUCUCGUCCGAAUUCAUCGGCGAGACCCUUCUCUUCCAUGGCUCGUGGCACGGCUUAAGUUCUGUUACCAUGAAGCUUAACGUGUCAUAUCCAGCGACAGGAUGUCAGAAACUGUUCGAGAUUUCUGAUGAGCACAAGCUCAGGAUUUUUUAUGAAAAGCGUAUGGGAGCCGAAGUGGAAGCUGACUCCCUUGGUGAUGAGUGGAAAGGAUACGUCGUCCGGGUAUCUGGAGGGAACGAUAAACAGGGUUUCCCGAUGAAACAGGGUGUCCUGACAAAUGGUCGUGUACGCCUUCUGUUGUCAAAGGGACACUCGUGCUAUAGACCUCGUCGCAACGGCGAGCGAAAAAGGAAAUCUGUUCGAGGAUGCAUCGUCGAUGCCAAUUUAUCGGUCCUUGCAUUAGUUAUCGUGAAGAAGGGAGAACAGGAAAUUCCUGGAUUGACAGACAUUAAUGUGCCUCGUCGCCUUGGACCAAAGAGAGCUAGCAAGAUCCGCAAGCUCUUCAAUCUCUCCAAACAAGAUGAUGUGCGUCAGUUUGUCGUAAAGCGACCGAUUCAAAAAGAGGGUAAAAAGGAACGUCACAAGGCACCUAAAAUUCAGCGUCUUAUCACUCCGCUUACUCUUCAGAGGAAGAGACAUAGGCUAGCUUUGAAGAAGCGACGCUGCUUGGCUCGCAAGGAACAAGCUGCCGAAUACGCCAAACUCCUAGCCCAGAGGCAAAAGGAGGCCAAGGCAAGACGUCAAGAAGAGCUUAAGCGAAGACGCAGUGCCUCCAUGCGAGACUCAAAAUCAUCGAACCAGUCCGCACCCACUGCACCCCAGAAGUGAUUCGAUCGUUACAAUGUAUAAUCACAUCUAAUAAAUUCGGUCACCGUUUCUAAUGCCCAGGG